Molecule: messenger RNA, 1376 nt
Organism: Cololabis saira (Pacific saury)
Lineage: Eukaryota; Metazoa; Chordata; Actinopteri; Beloniformes; Belonidae
Exons: 2
Coding region: 7-1290 (427 amino acids)
Source: RefSeq, a predicted model, not a curated record
CUAGAUAUGGAGCAACAACAAAUGUUAGGGAUCUUGGGUUCCUUAUUUGAUUUCAUGCAGGUGUACCACACAGUUUCCCUGCAACAGUUUGCUCAGUAUGAGCAGCAGACGAGGCAGCGGACUGUCGAGGGCAUUGCCUUUUACUUGAGGCGAAUGAGGAGGCAACGUAUGAGACGGCGAGCCCUGCAGAGAGAGAGGGUUAAGAACAUCCACAUGCUGUCCCGGUUAUACAGAUGCAGAGCAAGAAUCACAUGGGCCCGGCCACGCACCUCAACCUGGUGGGAUUCUGCUAUCAACACCUGGGAUGAGAGGGAGUGGCAAAGAAACUUCAGGAUGUCUAAAACCUCAUUCCUGCAUCUGUGCGACAUCCUGCGGCCCAAUCUGACGCGGCAGCGCACUAGAUACCGGUGUCCACUCGCUGUUGAGCUGCGGUUGGCUAUCUGUCUGUGGCGGCUCGCGACCAACAUGGAGUUUCGUUCUAUCUCCCACCUGUUUGGUGUCGGUAUCUCCACAGCCUGCAGUGUUACCCAACAAGUUGUGACUGCAAUUAAUAAGAUAAUGAAACCCCAUUACAUUAAAGCGCCGUCCGAGCCAGAGGUGAGGGAGAUAGUGCAGGGCUUCAGGGAUAGGUGGGGGUUACUCCAGGUUGCAGGAGUAAUAGAUGCGACUCACAUUGGAAUUUUAGCGCCGGCCGAGGACCCUACCGACUACUACAACAGGAGGAGUUUCUAUUCCGUUGUGUUGCAGGGUGUGGUAGAUGACAAAAUGAAGUUUUGGGACAUUAACGUCGGCUGGCCGGGUAAACUACACGAUGCCAGAGUUUUGGUCAGCACUUCCAUGUACAGUAGAGGCCAGAACUGCACAUUGUUUCCGGACUGGACCGAAAGACUGGGGGAUGUGGACGUGCCGCUGCAUAUUGUCGGCGAUGCCGCCUACCCACUACUGCCCUGGCUGCUGAAGCCGUUCCCGGAGGGCGGGGGGUUAACGGAGGCACAGACACACUUCAAUCAUCGACUCUGGGAAGCAAGAGUGACUGUUGAAAGAGCCUUCGGACGCCUGAAGGGUCGCUGGCAAUGCCUUCUCAGGAGAUGCGAUGCACACAUUUCCCUCAUCAGCCACAUAAUAUCAGCCUGCUGCGUUCUACACAACUUCUGUGAAAUUGCUAAUGAGGACUGGGAAGAUGAGGAUCUCGCGGCUGACGUGGAUGACAUUGUGGACCUAGAAAUCGGUGAUCAGGCCAACUAUGGGGGGCAAAUUAGGGAUGCACUGUGUGCACAUUUGGCACAGUAAUACUUUAGUAAAUGUAUUAUUGUGCAGUAUUUAUAUUUAAUUUUAUACUUGUGUAAUAUUUAUUUAAAGCCUAAAAGAACAUUUAC